Messenger RNA from Ilyonectria robusta, 1722 nucleotides. Its product is annotated as thiamine diphosphate-binding protein. The transcript has 4 exons. Gene Ontology annotation, molecular function: thiamine pyrophosphate binding; carboxy-lyase activity; magnesium ion binding. NCBI's taxonomy places the organism in Eukaryota, Fungi, Ascomycota, Sordariomycetes, Hypocreales, Nectriaceae. The record is from RefSeq and is a predicted model, not a curated record. The coding region runs from base 1 to 1722 and encodes 573 amino acids.
AUGGCAGACGAACGAGUCCAGGCUCUGAAAGAGCCCAUUGAUGUCGCCGAGUACCUCUUCAAGCGUCUCCGCGAGGUUGGCGUGCUCUCCGUCCACGGUGUUCCCGGGGACUACAACCUCGUUGCCCUCGAUUAUCUCCCUGACUGCGGCCUCAAGUGGGUUGGCAGCGUCAACGAGCUCAAUGCUGCCUAUGCUGCCGACGGUUACGCCCGCGUCUCCAAGAUCGCCGCUCUCAUCACCACCUUUGGAGUAGGCGAGCUCUCUGCCCUCAAUGGUAUCGCCGGUGCUUUCUCUGAACACAUUCCCGUCGUCCACAUCGUCGGCUGCCCGUCGACAAUUUCGCAGCGCGAUGGCAUGCUGCUUCAUCACACCCUGGGCAAUGGCGACUUCAACGUAUUUGCCAACAUGAGCUCCCAAAUCUCAUGCGAGGUCGCCAAGCUCAACAACCCCGCCGAGAUCGCAAACCAGAUCGAUCACGCCCUGAAGACCUGCUGGCUCCGUUCGCAACCCAUCUACAUCAUGCUCCCCACCGAUAUGGUCCAGGUCAAGGUCGAAGGUGCCCGCCUCGCGACUCCAAUUGACAUGUCUGAGCCCGAAAAUGACCCCGAAGCCGAAGACUUCAUCGUCGCCGAGGUCCUCAAGAACCUUACCGCUGCCAAGCACCCCGUCAUUCUUGUUGAUGCCUGUGCUAUCCGACAUCGCGUCGUCGAGGAGGUUCACCAGCUCGUCGACAAGACCAACCUCCCCGUGUUCGUGACCCCAAUGGGCAAGGGUGCCGUCGAUGAGAACCAUCCCAACUACGGGGGUGUUUAUGCCGGUAGCGGCUCCCACCCUGCCCAGGCCAAAGACAUCAUUGAGUCCUCGGAUCUGCUCCUCACCAUCGGUGCCAUGAAGAGUGACUUCAACACCGCAGGAUUCUCGUACAGGACAUCACAACUUAACUCCAUCGACUUCCACAGCGAUCACUGCAUUGUCCGAUACUCGACGUACCCAGGUGUCAGCAUGAGAGGUGUUCUCCGUAAGGUGAUUGACCAGGUCGACGCUUCUGCACUCUCCGCGCAGCCAAGCCCCGCGGUCGAAAACGAAGUUGAGGAAAACCUUGAUGACUCACAAACUAUCACUCAGGCCUGGUUCUGGCCUCGCGUUGGCGAAUUCCUGAUCCCCAAGGAUGUCAUCGUGACGGAAACCGGAACUGCCAACUUUGGAAUCUGGGACACCAGGUUCCCCGCUGGUGUCACAGCUCUCAGCCAAGUUCUUUGGGGAAGCAUCGGCUGGUCAGUUGGCGCUGCCCAGGGCGCUGCACUGGCAGCGAAGGAUGCUGGUAACGGCAGGCGCACAAUCCUCUUCGUUGGUGAUGGAUCAUUCCAGCUCUCAGCUCAAGAGCUGAGCACCAUGAUCCGACAUAAGCUCAACCCAAUCAUCUUCCUUAUCUGCAACGACGGUUUCACCAUUGAACGCUUCAUCCACGGCAUGGAAGCCGAGUACAAUGACAUCAACACCUGGAAGAACAAGGAACUAGUGAACGUAUUUGGAGGAGAGGACACAUGCAAGACAUUCACAAUCAAGACCAAGGAUGAGCUCAAUGAACUCCUCGCCGACAAUGAGUUCCAGGCUGCCAAGACUCUGCAAUUCGUGGAGCUUUACAUGCCCAAGGAGGACGCCCCUCGCGCUCUGGUCAUGACGGCGGAAGCGAGCGCCAAGAACAACGCAAAGCUCGAGUAA